This is a messenger RNA of Pipistrellus kuhlii (Kuhl's pipistrelle), 810 nucleotides long. RefSeq names its product PDZ domain containing 11 (gene PDZD11). Gene Ontology annotation, biological process: maintenance of epithelial cell apical/basal polarity; protein localization to basolateral plasma membrane; neurotransmitter secretion. The transcript is spliced from 7 exons. Gene Ontology annotation, molecular function: protein binding. Bases 144 to 566 code for a protein of 140 amino acids. Gene Ontology annotation, cellular component: synapse; cell-cell junction; basolateral plasma membrane. The record is from RefSeq and is a predicted model, not a curated record. NCBI's taxonomy places the organism in Eukaryota, Metazoa, Chordata, Mammalia, Chiroptera, Vespertilionidae.
UGUAGGAAGGGGUGGGCCUGCGCGCCGCACGUCGAUCCCGCCCCUCGGGACCAGUCGUAGCAUCUGCUUCCGGUUCUCAGGCUGAUUUGGCGGCGCGCGGAACCUGCGCUGGCCGAGGCCUUGUUGGCAGAGCCUUGCCAGAGAUGGACAGCAGAAUUCCUUAUGAUGACUACCCAGUGGUUUUCCUGCCUCCCUAUGAGAAUCCCCCAGCAUGGAUUCCUCCUCAUGAGAGAGUAUACCACCCAGACUACAACAAUGAGUUGACCCAGUUUCUGCCACGAACCGUCACACUAAAGAAGCCCCCUGGAGCUCAGUUGGGAUUUAACAUCCGAGGAGGAAAGGCCUCCCAGCUAGGCAUCUUCAUCUCCAAGGUGAUCCCAGACUCUGACGCACAUCGAGCAGGACUUCAGGAAGGGGACCAAGUCCUAGCUGUGAAUGAUGUGGAUUUCCAAGAUAUUGAGCAUAGCAAGGCUGUUGAGAUCCUGAAGACAGCUCGUGAAAUCAGCAUGCGUGUCCGCUUCUUUCCCUACAAUUAUCAUCGCCAAAAAGAGAGGACUGUGCACUAGAGAGCUGCAGCCCACAACCCCUCACUUGAAAUCUUCUAGGACAAGCUGGGAACCUCAGGGAAGCCACAUACAGUCUCAGGCAUUUCUGAGACUCCCUUAGGACCCUGUUUUCCCUCCUCUCCCUCCUAUUCUCUCCUCCAGAAAGGAAAACGCCAUGCUGAAGAAAUGUCGGUGUGGCUUUUGGAUGAUACUCAUUGAGUGUAAAAUGCUAUUGAGACAAAAAUAAAAGCUCUUUCAAAGAUAA